Messenger RNA from Electrophorus electricus (electric eel), 898 nucleotides. Its product is annotated as small integral membrane protein 7. Gene Ontology annotation, cellular component: mediator complex; nucleus; core mediator complex. The record is from RefSeq and is a predicted model, not a curated record. Lineage: Eukaryota; Metazoa; Chordata; Actinopteri; Gymnotiformes; Gymnotidae. Gene Ontology annotation, molecular function: transcription coregulator activity. Gene Ontology annotation, biological process: positive regulation of gene expression; regulation of transcription by RNA polymerase II.
AUCACCGAACGUUACAAGCAGAAGAAGAGACGCGGUUGCUGUAGUGUGGCAAAAUGAUUGGGGACCUAUUAAUUUUUGGGACUCUGUUAAUGAACGCCGGUGCAGUUUUAAAUUUUAAACUAAAAAAGAAAGAGUCGCAAUCGCACGGCUUCGGUGAUGACCCGCGCGGAUCCAGUACAGGUGAUAACAUCAGAGAGUUUUUACUGAGUCUGAGGUACUUCCGCAUAUUCAUAGCUCUGUGGAAUAUCUUCAUAAUGUUCUGCAUGAUAUUGUUAUUUGGCUCAUAACAAACAAGCUUGCCAGACUGGAGACAAGUGUGAACAUAAGGGACAAUCCUCAACACUUUUAUGGGUGCUGUGAUGUAGGAUUAAACUUAGAAAAUAGCCCUUCCACAAGAUCCAUUUCAGAUCUGAACAUUUUUAGACAUGUCCUAGAUUCUACCUUCUAUCACAGUAAACCAGUGUCUUAUGGAUAAACCAAAAGUCAGUUAGAAAGUAUGAGGAUUAAUAUUUGUGAAUUUCUGAUGCACAUUAACAAUGGAUUAAUAGGGCCAUGCAGUAAAAUAAACUGGAUGUAUUCCAUUUACCUGAGCUUUCAGUAGGCUUAAGCUUUCUCAAAAUCACUUGUAUACUUUGAGGUUGGCAGUAAGUUAAAAAUGUAAAUGAUAAAGAUACUUUUAUACAAAGAUCCUUUUAUGAAAAAUACCUCAACACAUUUAGAAUGUGUUGAGGUAUUUUCUAUAUAUAUAUAUAUAUUUCAGUUUGUAUGCAAUUUCUAAAGUCUGCAGGUGAGUUCACUUGUUUGUUUCUCUCUUUUUAUUAAAUGUGAUUUGCAUGAUCUCAGCUCAUGCAAUCUGGUAAUUUAAACAAAAUGGAACAAAUAAACUUGUAAAAACCAU